GUAAAGCAUUCUUAGAGAAGCCGAGAAUCUCCCAAGAACAAAAUUUUGGAUUCUCUUAGAAAGUGUUCGGCAAUGGAGAAUCCAUCAUCAUCACUCUUCUCUCCAAAAAACCCACACUUCUUCCAGCCUCUUCUUCCUGGUUUCAAGAGCCACAUCAAAAUCCCUGUGAAGUUCUUCUCCAAGCACAUCAAGGGAAAGCACGAGGGCAAGACUGUAAAAUUGAGAUCAGAUUCUUGGCAAGGAACAUGGAAAGGUAAGAUGGAAGGCCAUACGCUCACCAACGGUUGGAAAGAGUUCGUGGAGGCACAUGGUCUUCGAGUCGGUGAUUUCCUAGUCUUCAAACACGAAGGAGACAUGUUGUUCCACGUCACUGCGUUUGAACCUAGUUGCUGUGAGGUCCAAUACGCACAGUCUCUUAGCCACGACGAAAUUGCAGGAGAAUCUUCAAGAAAGGAGAAAGAAAUUGAGGAGAAUGUGAAAACAGAAUCUGAUCUGUUUUCAUCAGAUCUGACAUGUUUUAGCCAAUCUGUGACGGCUUCAAACCUAUCAAGAGAUUUCUUGGGUGUGCCCAGAGAUUUCGCAAGGCGAUACGGUUUAGACAAAGGAAGGCAUGAGGUAGUUUUGAUGAACGAAGAAGGGAAGUCUUGGGAAUCAGAAGUAAAGAGCUACAAGUCUGGUCAGGUUUUUAUCUUUGGAGGUUGGAAAAGUCUCUGCACCGAAAAUAAAUUUAAAGUUGGAGAUCCUUUCACAUUUAAACUGCUCCACAACGCGGAAAGGCUUGUGUUUCUGCUCUGCAGCCGCACAGAGGCUGGACCAAACCGGUUUGUGAAGUUAACUCCUACACCUAACAGCCUUAAGCUUGGUAAACAGCAUCUACCGGUAAGUUUCAUGAGAGAGAACAUGCUCGAUAAGCCAGGGAAGAUAAUCCUGGUGGACAAAGACAAAGUCGAGUGGUUGAUGAAGCGUAAGGGUUAUCGCAAAGGAAGUAGAAUGAUGUAUGUUAUCAGUGGUAAUGGUUGGAAAAGUUUCUGUGCAGCGAAUGAAGUAGGCGCAGGUGAGUCUCUAACUUUGGAGUUGAUCCGAGGAGGGACAAGUCCUUUGCUUAAGUUCGUCUCAAAGAUGGAGCAAUCACCAUCUGAAGCAGAGGCUCGGCCACACAAGAGAGCUCGAGUCCAAAGAUGGAGUCAGGAGAAUAGAAGAUUGAAGCAUGACGUGAGGCAGAAGAUAACUGAAGAGGGAGAACCUUCUCGUCGCACUCGGUCGUCUAGCAAGUCUACUGGUGAUCAAGAAAAUCCGCAGCACACGCAAUCUUGCUCUAUCUUAGAUCAUCUGCCUAAGGUGAGACAGAGCAUUGAAGAAACUUUAACUAGUAUCAGACGGUUUCGGGCUAAACUCGAGACAAAGGAACAGAAUCUGGAAGCUUUGUUACACGAAAUCGGAAACUACUAAGUUGAAAUACGGUUGUAUGGAGCUUUAGUUUUUUGGACUUUGGAACAGAGGCUACAAAAGAUAGCCAUUCCAACAUUGAAUUUUAUUUAUAAUGAAAUUCUGCAUCAGCUAAUGCGAAAGAAAGAAAAAGGAGGUAUGCUGCCAAAUCAGUAAACGAGGUGUUAAGCA
Camelina sativa (false flax) is the source of this 1617-nucleotide messenger RNA. Lineage: Eukaryota; Viridiplantae; Streptophyta; Magnoliopsida; Brassicales; Brassicaceae. The record is from RefSeq and is a predicted model, not a curated record.